AGCAGAGCAGAGUCUUUCGAGCAGAUUUUCAGAGGGAACAAAGAUGCAGACAAUGCUUAUGUGGUGCACUUUGCUCUUAGUCCUACCUUACAUACAGACAGCACCUCCUGAACAUCAAGAAGCAGUGUAUGACUAUGAUGUGGACAAUAUCUUUGAAGGAUUGCUUUUUAAACAACACUUUGAGCAGUACUCAAAGGAUGUAGCAGCAAAUGAGAAAAAUGGACUUAUAAUUUCAAAGAGAAGAUUUAAACGCAACGAAGAAAAAAAAGGUGUCACUGAUUCCACAGAUGUUACAGAAGUUAAAGAUUUACCUACGUGCUUGGCUUGUGUGUGUUUAAGUGGGUCAGUUUACUGUGAAGAAACGGAGAUUGAAGAAGUGCCUCCCUUACCCAAGGAGACUGCAUACCUAUAUGCACGGUUCAACAAAAUUAAGAAAAUCACUGUAAAAGACUUCUCUGAUUUUCCUACUUUACGGAGAAUUGAUCUGACUGGAAAUGUAAUAGAAGAGAUAGAAGAAAAAGCUUUUGAAAAGCUUGUCUUACUUGAGCAGCUUUCCCUUGCUGAAAACAAACUGACCAGGAUUCCAGUCUUGCCAACAAAACUAACCUCUUUCAAUGCCAAUAAUAACCUUAUCAAAAGCAAAGCAAUCAAAGCAAAUGCAUUUAAGAAGCUGACAAACUUAGCUUAUCUCUAUUUCGCUAACAAUCAGCUGGACAGUGUGCCAUCACAUCUGCCUGAAAGCCUUCGGGUCAUUCAUCUACAGCAUAACAAUAUUACUUCCAUCACAGAUGACACCUUCUGUAAAUCAAAUGACACCCGAUAUCUGCGUACCAGACUGGAUGAAGUAAGAAUGGAAGGAAAUCCAGUGAUACUGGGAAAAUAUCCGAACAGUUUCACCUGUCUCAGAACUUUACCCCAUGGCUCAUAUUUUAAAUAAUGGGGGACCAUUACCACCAUAAAUUUACACUGUCCUAUACUUCUUAAAAGAAAUAUCAGUUUACAAACUGAAUGUUUUAUUUUACAGUGGCAAAUGUUUUGAAAAGUUCCAGUAAUGUAGAUUUUUUCUUAUAGGGAUUGCAUUUACUUACUGUAAGUAACACUGUAGCUUACAAAUACAUCCAUGAUAUUGAUAUACACCACUUACUUAAUAAUUAUUAAUACAAUUACCACUUACACACACGUACAAAUAUGAUUGAUCUACCAUAUACUUUUGAAUGAUUAGUACUGUAGCUUCACACACUGCAUUACAGUUAAUAAUGCAAAGCAUAUGUGAUCCAUUAUGACUAAGAGUGUAUUUAGUUCCACAUAUAUAAGUAACUGAAGUAUAGCUUUACUUAACAUUCUCUUCCUACUGUUCACCUAAUUUUCUAUAGUAAAGCAUCAGUAAGUAAACAAAUGUGAAAAUAUGUACAAAAA
This is a messenger RNA of Rana temporaria (common frog), 1416 nucleotides long. RefSeq names its product osteoglycin (gene OGN). Gene Ontology annotation, molecular function: protein binding. The coding region runs from base 44 to 937 and encodes 297 amino acids. The transcript is spliced from 6 exons. NCBI's taxonomy places the organism in Eukaryota, Metazoa, Chordata, Amphibia, Anura, Ranidae. The record is from RefSeq and is a predicted model, not a curated record.